UGUUUAGACAAAGCGAGAUGAGUCCCUCCCAUGUACUUCCGCAUUAGCUUUAAAGAUAUUUGAUCGUUUCUGUGUUUAACUAGAGCCAAACGGCUAAAAACACACCUGCAUUAUAUUUAAGCUGCUGUUUGCGCCCCUUGUUGUGUGUGUUAAACAUAUCAUUAGUCAGUAAAUGUGACUGAAUAUCAUGAUAUGAUAAUAUCCUGCUAGCUGCGAUAGCUCACUAUUUGCCUUUGGCGGUUGCCAGGUAACUAUCUUGACUUGUCUUUAGGUCAAAGGUCACGUCUUACGUCUCCCAAAUUCAAGCUGUUCGGUCACUGCUUCUCCGUCAGUUAUGCAUGCAGAUGAUAAAGGUGUUCCUCUGUCCUGUCAGCAAUGUCUGGGAGUCCUGCUGUAGUCAUGCGCCUGGUGGCCUCUGCCCACACUGUAGCUGAAAAGGCUGGAGCCAUUGUGAGGAAAGUGCUUCACAGUGGAGAUCUUGGCAUUGUGGAGAAGACUGGAGCUAAUGAUCUGCAGACGCUGGCAGACAGGCUGGCACAGCAGAGCAUUUGUGCAUCGCUGUCCAGACGUUUCCCCAAAAUCACCAUCAUAGGAGAGGAGGAGCUUCCAGCUGAGGAGGUAAGAGAAGAUCUCAUUGAGAGUGGCCACUCAGAGGAAAUCCUUCAGAAGACGUGUCCGGCAGAAUAUAGAGAGCUGAAAGAAGAGGAGCUCGUUGUGUGGGUCGAUCCUCUCGAUGGCACGAAAGAAUACACUGAAGCUUCACGGUGUCUCCGUCACCAAACCGAUGCCCAGAUACCACACCACAAAGGGUCGGACACAUAUCGGCCUCACAGCACAGCUCUCUGGCUUCUGGAUAAUGUGACGGUGCUUAUUGGUAUCGCAUACGCUGGCAAAGCUAUUGCAGGCGUCAUCAACCAGCCUUUCUACAACUACCAGCUCGGAGCAGGAUCAGCUUUAGGACGAACCAUGUGGGGAAUGCCGGGAUUAGGCGCCUUUGGAUUUCAGCUGCAGGAAGUUCCAGGUGACAAACGCAUCGUCACCACGACGCGUUCCCAUAGCAACAAGGUGGUAACAGACUGUGUGGAUGCCAUGGAGCCUCAUGAGGUUAUAAGAGUGGGUGGCGCUGGGAACAAGAUAAUCCAGCUUGUUGAAGGAAGAGCUUCUGCUUACGUCUUCGCCAGUCCAGGGUGCAAGAAAUGGGACACCUGUGCUCCUGAGGCCAUCCUGCAUGCCGUUGGAGGUAAACUGACCGACAUGCAUGGCAACGCAUACCGCUACCAUGCCAAUGUAAAGCACAUGAACUCGGCCGGCGUUCUUGCAACACUGCGCAACCACGAGUACUACGCCAGCAGAGUGCCACAGUCAGUGCUGCAAGCCCUCAAGUCAGACUGAGGUCAGAGAUUUACACUGACCACGCUUAAAAUCCAUAUGGAGGAGAGACUCCUGGACACGUGCACAGAACUUUUUAUAUGUGAAAAUGUAAUUUAAAAAAGUUCAUCUGAUUUACUGAUCUUGGCCACAUCUUAAGGUUUUUUUUGCAUUGUCACUACUUUUUUGUUUUUAUGUCAGUAAUUAACCAGAAAUAAUCAGAGAGCACGCUCAACAGCACUUCCAUUUAUUUCACUCGUUUGAAACAAACUCGUACAAAUCUCAAAACGUCUUAACAUACUGUUUGAAGACCAAUAGAUUUACAAGGCAAAAGGCAAAAAAUAAAUAAAAAUACAUCGGUUAAAUGUUCAUUAAAGUGAGUUGGAAAUGACUUUACUUCAUUCAAUAACCACUGAGUGGGAACAGCAGACAAAAUGCCAUCGUCCUGAUGAGUUUGACCUCUUUACAGUGUCAUGCAAUGACUGGAAGUGCAACAAUGUUCAGUGUGUGUGAGCCGGACAUCUACUGAAAGAAUGAAUAUACCGAUAACUAUCGUGUUCUUCACAUUCCUUAUAUAUCUUGUUUUCUUGCAUAUCCGUAUCUAUUUUUCUACACACGUACUGUACUUACCAGACUUAAAGGACACAAACUCAAAGUGCUCACUGAUGGUCCCCGCAUUUUCCUCAUGACACUGAAUUUACAUCAAAACUGAAAAAUAACAGUUUUUACCCUAUUGCAUUACUCAAUGGAAAGUCUGCUCUUUUAAAGAAAGUUAAAAAAAAAAAGUUUCAGAACUUGGUGCUGGUUGUGGAAAAGAGGCUGGAAACAUGUGAUGUAGAGCAUCUACUGUGCACAAAUGCCCUAAUAAAGACAACAGCUGUCAGCAGAGGCUGGCCGUGUCCUACAAAUGUUAA
This is a messenger RNA of Larimichthys crocea (large yellow croaker), 2282 nucleotides long. RefSeq names its product bisphosphate nucleotidase 1 (gene bpnt1). The transcript has 10 exons. Bases 376 to 1392 code for a protein of 338 amino acids. The record is from RefSeq and is a predicted model, not a curated record. Gene Ontology annotation, molecular function: 3'(2'),5'-bisphosphate nucleotidase activity. Lineage: Eukaryota; Metazoa; Chordata; Actinopteri; Sciaenidae. Gene Ontology annotation, biological process: phosphatidylinositol phosphate biosynthetic process.